CUGAUCUCCCCACGUCAAACCUGUUUAUUCUUGUCUGCUUUCUUCUUUUCCCUUCACCUAUGUUACCAGAUGAGUGGUCUGAAAAUUUGACCUUUCGAUACUCCACUCCUCAAUUUAGUAUUUUAAACCACAUAACCAUUGCUGUGUCGUCCGUCUCUUUACUCUUGUCGCUUGUGGUUGUCAUCUUUUAUGCCGUUUUCUGGUACUACGAGCGAAAGAAGGCCGAUCGAGUGUCGUUGCGAUGCGUUGCGCUCGGCAGUAUAAGCAACGUAAUCGAUACCGUGUUGGACAUUGCCUCCAGUGUUCGACGUACAGACCAAACAUAUUGCCGUGUAUUGGGACUUAUUGUUGAUUUUCUCGACGUCAUCAACGCCGGUUUCCUGGCAGUAAUCGGUGUCAACCUGUUUCUUAUCUUUGUCUUCAAGAUAAAGCGAUCAGAACGACUCGAGCGUUUCUACUAUCCAGCAAUAUUUGUCUACAGCAUCACAACCAUGAUUGUGCCUGUCAUCGAGGAAUCACAAUUAGUAAUACCGCGAGAUCCCGAUCUAAGCUGCUGGUAUUACAACCACAUUGGUGACCGGGAAAGUCAUUUCGUUUCUUGGAUGUAUUAUUAUGCACUCAUAUUCUUUAUUGCGCUCCUUGGGUUAUUUUGCUCUAUGACCGCCGUCGUCAAAUUGUUUCGCCAAGAAGCCGCAAACUUUCGGGGAAUGCGUCGGUUCUCUCCAUCGGGGCUAGCAAAUAUGUCUAGCACAGCAAAGCCUCGUCAUGACCAGAGCCAAGACCGUCAGCGUCCACGUUCAAGCUUUCCCAGAGUUGUUAUGCGUUGUAUUACAUACACGUUAGUCCCAUUUCUCAUCCAUAUUUGGGGCUUUGCAAUACAGAUACGUGUUUCCACCAAAAGGCGUGCGCCAUAUGGACUCACAGUCGUCAGUACAAUCAUGUCUUCAGCGGAAGGUUUGUUAACAGGCAUGGUCUUCUUUAGCGAGCCAGUAGUCGUCUCCCACAUUAAGGAGAAAAUGUCUGACUUUUACCGUGCCUAUGGCGAAGAGUUCAGUGUGCUUGAAGAAUACGGUCAUGGUGCAAGUCUUAGAAGACGUCGAAGAGGUAGCCGCGUCACUUCGGGAGCUGCCGAGAGCAUACAUAGCACGCGUACAGCACAUAGUACUUGUUCGCAGUAUGUAUCCAACCUGCUUGAUAAACGAAAUUUGGUACCACGCCCUGCGAUCGUCGAAAAAGAAUACCACCCACAGGUUGAUCUAGGAGAUGGCCAAACACUUGCUCCACCGAUACUUACAGGAGCAACACCUCCUAGUUCGAUUGUAACUUCUGUCGAUGACGAAUACGCUGACGAGAGUGAAGUGCGUACAAUCCCGAUGCGUCGUGUCAGUGUGUCUUCAUCGGUGUACAGUCGUAUUAGAAACGAGUAUGAACGACGACUGUCUGAUGAAACUAACACAUCCACCUUGGUUAAUGACGCGCAAUACUACCGAAACCUGGUACCGUCACCUGAUGCCCCCGACGAAGUCUUUAUACCUUAUCGAUCCCCCGCUUUGGCGAGAGCGGCGCAUUGGAUGUUUGUGAAGAUCGAUCGUCUUCGAGGUCGUCGUAAUAACAGCAGCAACUCAAACAUCAACGCCAUAAGUAACCAACGACAACAGCAGGAGCAAAGCCCAGGACCGUAUGGGAGUGAUGGUGAUAGUAGCAUAUGGGCCACUGGCAGCAAUCGCCGUACUGCACACAGUGCUCCUGAAGUAGUUGUGCAGGCUCCCUCGAUGCCAUCUGUGCGAUCAGCACCAUCCGACUCGUCAUGUUGAAAAACGCAGUGGCAUUGACUUGUUGUGCUGUACAUAGUGCAUAGUGUACCACUAUUAUUGAAUACAAAAAUA
Molecule: messenger RNA, 1886 nt
Organism: Zychaea mexicana
Lineage: Eukaryota; Fungi; Mucoromycota; Mucoromycetes; Mucorales; Lichtheimiaceae
Exons: 5
Coding region: 60-1814 (584 amino acids)
Biological process (GO): adenylate cyclase-activating G protein-coupled receptor signaling pathway
Cellular component (GO): plasma membrane
Molecular function (GO): G protein-coupled receptor activity
Source: RefSeq, a predicted model, not a curated record